AUGAUGAUCAUGCUGCUGAGAACGACGCUAGUGGCUACUCUAGCCUUGGGAUCGCAAGCCUUUACCAGUUACCAUCAUCAUGGAGUCACUUUGACUCACCUGGGAGCCAGUGCUUCUUCGUCUGUCUCGAUCGAAGCAGUUGGUCAAGAUCUCAACACUGCCUUGGAAGGAUGUCAGGAUGAAGUUGCCAAGACAGUCAAUGUGGCUGUUGGGAGUAGUCCAACUACAGGACGACUCGGCCUAAUUGCCACCAAAAACAUAAAAAAAGGUGAAGUCUGCUUGGCAAUGCCCCUUGAUGAUCGGUACAUGUUGACGGCAGAUGUGGCACGUGAUGUGGUCUUCAUGGGUGUGCUGCCAGAAAAAUUCGAGGGGUGGACAGGAGAUGCUGGUCUCAUUGCCCUCUUGAUACUCAAUGAAUUGGCUCGGACAGCGGAGAAAGGAAUACAGCUGCCUACUCGCGGUGACGAAGUACAAGCCUUGAUGAAGGCAUGGGUAUCUGCCUUGCCAUCACCCGAGGAAAUGAAACAAAGCCACCCUCUCCUAUGGUCCGAAGAGGAUCAAGAAAUAUUGCAAUUAUCCUCGACAAACAAAAUUUACCGGGUUUUGGAUGAUAUCGAAGAGGAUGUGGCGUGGCUCAGUGAGCGAGUCUUUACAGACGAAAAACUCCCAGAAACGGUCGUGAUCAAUGGCGAAGAACGACCAUGUUUUAGCCAAGACGGCUUUCGCUGGGCCGUGGCACUGGCACAGUCACGGGCCGUCUUUGUCGAUAGUGCGUUGCGGCUGUUACCAUUGAUGGACAUGUGCAACCACGAUGAUGAGGGAGAAGAAAUCACACGUGGCAUGAUGGGCCCAUUCAAGAUGACGAAAGGAGCUCAAAUCAUUGCAGCACAAAGUUACAAAGCCGGCGACGAAAUAUUCUGCUCCUAUGGACCCAAGAGUGCGGCAGACUACCUGUUAGAACAUGGCUUUU
Messenger RNA from Seminavis robusta, 970 nucleotides. NCBI's taxonomy places the organism in Eukaryota, Bacillariophyta, Bacillariophyceae, Naviculales, Naviculaceae. The record is from the annotation of a GenBank genome assembly.